Molecule: messenger RNA, 981 nt
Organism: Trichomonas vaginalis G3
Lineage: Eukaryota; Parabasalia; Trichomonadida; Trichomonadidae
Product: cysteine S-palmitoyltransferase protein
Exons: 1
Coding region: 1-981 (326 amino acids)
Biological process (GO): protein targeting to membrane; peptidyl-L-cysteine S-palmitoylation
Cellular component (GO): endoplasmic reticulum; Golgi apparatus
Molecular function (GO): protein-cysteine S-palmitoyltransferase activity
Source: RefSeq, a predicted model, not a curated record
AUGAAAUCAAGAACAGAUAAUGACCUAAGUGCGCCAUUAAUGGCCGGUUUCACCAAUUCAAAUAAUCUAGAAUUGGUUGAAUUUCCAGGAUAUACUUCAUAUCAUGAAACAAAAUGUUGCUGUUGUAAAAAAUACACAAUUCAUCCGAGUCGUGAAGUAUUCUUUGGCCAUUGGAAAUUCUCAUGGUUUGCACCAUUAUCAGUACUUACACUAAUCCUUUCAAGCUAUAUUUACAAUUUAAUUGUAAUACUUUACAAUUUACCAGACGUGCCCAAAUUUAUAUGCGGUAUUAUUCUUUCUUUAAUAAUGAUAUUAUAUAUUUGGAGUUAUUUUUCAAUUAUUAUUAUCGGACCUGGUUAUUUUCCUUUUUAUUACUCAGGCAUUGCAUCAAAGAAGUUAACUACCCCAUUCCCUCCAGGAGUUUCAGGUGUUAAUGAUAGUCCUGCAGGUUAUAUUUCGAAUUCUGAACAGCAUUUGUAUGCAACUACUAAUAUCAAGCCAAAUCGAUCUAUUCUUGCCAAAUCAGCAAGAAGAAUAAUCAUUAGACCAGAUCAUAUGUGCGUAUGGGCAGCUUCCUGGAUUGGAAAACUUAAUAUGAAAAGUUUUAUUUUAUUUACAAUGUAUGGAUUCAUUUACUGCUUAGUUUUGGUUGGAAUAACAAUUGCAGGAGCAAUUAUACAAAGAAAAUCCAUUGUUAAACUCGUAUUUAACAUUUUAUGGAUUCUUGUUGGCUGCGGAUUUGGUUAUUGGCAAUUUAGCUUGUCACUGCAAUCGAUUAUUAAUAUGAGAAAAGGCAGAACAACGUGGGAAAUUUGGAAUAAAAUUGAUCCACUUAAAUUUGAUCGAUCUGUUAAAGAAAACGUUGCAGAUGUAUUUGGAAAGAAUCCUGGUUUGUUUGGAUAUAUAUUCCCAACAAAUCCUUUCAAAGGUUUAUCAAAUCUCGAAUUAGUCGAAAAAUAUGCAAACUACUAUACUGCAUAA